This is a messenger RNA of Pocillopora verrucosa, 1491 nucleotides long. The record is from RefSeq and is a predicted model, not a curated record. NCBI's taxonomy places the organism in Eukaryota, Metazoa, Cnidaria, Anthozoa, Scleractinia, Pocilloporidae.
AUGGAGGACCAUCGAACGGUGAAAAUAGAUAAAAUAUCAUUUGCUAAAGAACACUCGUUUAAGAUUUUAAAUAAGUUGCAUUUAUUACGGAAAGAGAAUUCGAUGUGUGACGCAACUUUGUCAGUCGAGGGCAAGAAGUUCCCUGUUCAUCGAAACGUUUUGUGUGCCUCGAGUGCUUAUUUUCAAGUCAUGUUCACGAGCGGAAUGGCAGAAAGCUUUGCAGAUCAUGUCGAAAUUCACGGUAUUCAAGCCGAUAUCUUUGAUGCAAUCCUCGAUUUUAUCUACACUGGUAAAGUGGAGGUCAGUGAGGAUAAUGUCCAACAGCUUUUACCGGCAUCAAAGAUGUUACAAAUCGAAGACAUCGAGGUAAUUUGUUGCGAUUUUUUGAAACAUGAACUCGACUCAUCGAAUUGCGUCGGGAUCUAUACGUUUUCAGAUGCGCAUUCUUGUUUUAAUUUAUCAAAAUCAGCAUUGGAUUUCAUACACCGAAACUUUGUCGAAGUUUCCAAACAGGAUGAGUUUUUACAACUCACUAAGACUUCUUUGCUACAAAUGUUAGCAUCAGAAGAGCUGAAAAUUGAAUCUGAGGAACAGGUAUUCGAAGCAGCUAUGCGGUGGGUAGUGCAUGACUUAUCUAGAGGAAGAGAAGCUUUGGGAAAUAUUCUGGAACAAAUCAGACUUCCUUUGGUCUCCCCUAAAUUCCUUGAACAAUACCUUGUCACGUGUCAGAGUGCAAGCAUUAAAAGAAUGCUCGCAGGAAUUCUCGAUGGGUACCGAAAUUACCAAUCAUUAGCUAGAAGCCAACAGCGGGUGCACACUCAACCAAGAAGGGCCUCAAGAAAGUGCUUUUUUAUCAUUGGAGGUUACAGUCGGACAGUGGGAGGGCGAUGGAGUGAUACGUCCUCUCUUUACACUGUUGAGAAGUUUGACUCCUUUUCACAAACCUGUGACAGCUUCACCACAGCACAGAUGAGCUUUGCACGUAGUGGGCAUGCUGUGGCAUCAAUUGGAGGGCUGAUAUAUGCUAUUGGUGGUGAAAAUGAUUCUUUGAUAUAUGAUACUGUGGAAUGCUAUGACCCAGUGUUAAAUUCAUGGUCAGUUGUUGCACCUUUGACUGCACCCAGGGUAGCGUGUGGUGUCUGUGUUGUUGAAGACUUUAUUUUUGUGAUGGGUGGUUGGGUAGGGUCAGAGAUUGCAGAGAAUAUUGAAAGAUAUGAUCCAGAUCUUGAUCAGUGGGUAGUUGUUGGUAAGGUGGAAACAAAGAGGUUUCAUCUUGGUGUGGCUGAAAUGGAUGGAUUAAUUUAUGUGGCUGGUGGUUUGAGUGACCUAGGAGAGGAACUUAAAGUGUUUGAGUGUUACAACCCUGUCAGUGAUUCCUGGAUGAGGCAGCCAGACAUGCGUCACAGAAGGGCUUACCUGGGACUUGCAACAUUAGGUAGCGUCUUGUAUGCCAUGGCUGUAACAGGUCCUGCUUUGUCAAUUGUCCAAUGA